Molecule: messenger RNA, 2531 nt
Organism: Polyodon spathula (Mississippi paddlefish)
Lineage: Eukaryota; Metazoa; Chordata; Actinopteri; Acipenseriformes; Polyodontidae
Product: N-terminal EF-hand calcium-binding protein 2-like
Exons: 13
Coding region: 82-1356 (424 amino acids)
Biological process (GO): regulation of amyloid precursor protein biosynthetic process
Cellular component (GO): cytoplasm
Molecular function (GO): calcium ion binding
Source: RefSeq, a predicted model, not a curated record
AAUGAGAGGUGUGUUUUCGGGGUGUGUACCCGGUGAUGUAAGCGGGGUGGGAGGGAAUACCCCCGAAAGCUCUCAGCAUGAAUGCUCUGUGCCGAACCUGUAGCGAUGUGUGAGCAGGCUGCCCGUUACUGCAGAGACGGCGUCCACAAGCUGCUCAGCAAAGAACAAUCCAAACUCCGGUCUCAGAGCAGCGAGACAGAGACGGCAGCGCAGACAGGCAGCGGCGGAGCUCAGCUCGGUGGAAUAGACGGGCUAGUUCGCUGGAUAGUUACCAAGAUGAGCGACAACAAAAAACUCUCUUCCCGGGAAUUCCUCAAGGAGGAGCCGGCGGUUGCACGGGAGAAGUUCUUCAACCCGGAGCCACGGAAAGGCAUCGCUGUCGUAUUGGAUAUAUUUCGAAGAGCAGAUAAAAAUGAUGAUGGGAAGCUCUCCUUGGAUGAGUUCCAGGCCUUCUUCUCUGACGGGACUCUCAACGAGGAGGAGCUGGAGAAGCUGUUCCACUCGAUAGACUCGGACAACACAAAUAAUGUCGACACCAAUGAGCUCUGUGAUUACUUUGCCUCUCACAUGGGGGACUAUGAGGAAGUGCUGGCCUCCCUGGAGACCCUCAACCUAUCCAUCUUAAAGGCCAUGGGCUACACCAAAAGCGUGUACGAGCGAGGCACCAAUGUGGAUCAGUUUGUGACCCGCUUCCUGCUGAAGGAAUCAGCCAAUCAGAUUCAGUCCCUUCUGAACUCGGUGGAGAGCGCGGUCGAUGCCAUUGAAGAGCAGACCUCCCAUCAGACGGGUCACUACCAGAGUAAAGGGGGUCACCACGUCUCGGAGGCCCGGUACGAGAACCCUGUCCAUGAGUACCCCCCCAACAACAGGGUCACCGCAAGGGAGCAGAAGAGGAACAUCCAGACUGGUCCAGUGGAGAUCAGAGAAGAGGGAUUGGAGGCCCAGAUAAACAGACUGGCCGAGCUGAUUGGGAGAUUGGAGAGCAAGACUGUGUGGCUUGACCUGCACCAGAGGCUGACUGACACUGAUGGCACAGCCUGCGCAUCCUUGUACCUGGUGCGUCAAGAGAUGAGCGUAUCCCAGAAGCACCUGGGAGAGUUCUGCGAGGCGCUGAAGCAGUACAUGAAAAACGUCUCGGCACAGAGGGACUGCUUUCAUGUUACUGCAGUGAGGCUGCCUGAUGGAAUCACCUUUGUUGUAUAUGAGUUCUGGGAGGGACAGGAGGAAUGGAAGAGACACCUCCAGAGCUCUCCCUGCAAGGUGUUUCAGCAUGUGAAAGUGGACACUCUGACCCAGCCUGAGUUCGUCUCCAGCGUCGCUGUACCAGCUCUCUGGUGCUCCCUGAACCGGGACUGACUCUGCCGCCCACCCCGCCCCAGCCCGUUCCAGACCACCCUUCUCUCCAGUAGCUGUUCGCUGAAUGCUCGUCCCCCACUGCUGAGGAUUUACUUGCAUCUUUUGUAAUGAUUUGUUUCCAGACAGUCUGUUAGAUACUUAACCGAGCACACGGCAGGGAAUGUAGGGUCUGUGAGGGCUUUGUGAUUUACUGUUAAAGUGAAGGAAAGCAAACAACCCAACAGAAACAGAGCGGCUCAGCAGAGACGUUCACUUUGAGUGCUUCAGCAGGGCGUGUCUAAGAGCACAGGUACCGUCUCUUACUCUCCUUUCCACCCCCGAUUCCUCCCUCCCUUCCUUCAUGCACUUGCACACAUUUACACCCACACACACACAGCAAUGUGAUCCAGCUAAAAGAAUCUGUAAUACAAGAGAAUAUUGGUUUUUUUUUUUUGUUUUUUUUUUUUACUGUGUCAAGUGCCUUGAGAUGUUCAGGCCUGCACAUGAUAAGACGCUAUAUAUAAAUCGAAGUUACUGUUGUUGUGCUAGGAUCGCAACGCAAGAGCAACAUGUUCUGUAAUAAUAUAUGUCAAGAUUUUUUUUAAAAUUUUUCACAUGGUGUAUUGCUUGUGAGUUACACUGAAUACACACACACACAUCGGACUGAUAUCUUUUUUUAGGACGUUUCGGACAAAAUCCUUUCUGCUGUGUAGAGAGAAAAGUAAACACUCUAACAUUCUUCAUAAAACUGAAUACCUGUGCGAAGCAAAUUGCUUAUCUAAUAGUAACGUGAUAGGUUACCUGUAGUGCUGGAAUAUACAGCCUCUAUACAGCAUCCCGAGCAUCUCUUGUUGCUUUCCUUCCCUUUAUUCAAGUGCAUGUGCUCUGGAUGUCCAGUCAGUUAUUUGCAGUAGAAUUUAGCCUUGCUACUUUAAAUGGGUUUGUGCAUUUCGUAUUUGCUUUCUUUUGUAUCCUGUAAAAAGGACAAAAAAAAACAACUAAAAAACAAAGCGGUAGUGAAGAAUGAAUCUGCUUGAAUCACUUUUACAGCAUUGUUUAAAUAAUUCUUAUAUGUUUGAGUACUCUCCCUGUCUCUGAGCAUAGGGAGUGCAGGGAUGCAGGCAGUAUUAUAUUCAGUCUGAUAUUACUUUAAUUAUUACAGGUAAUGUACAGUAAAGUUAAUCCAAAAUAAAACA